AUGAUCCAGAGGGAGCUGGAGAGGCGCAGCCUGGUGGACAAGGGCGGUGGACAUGUAUGGGAUAUACCGGCGAUUACUUCUAAACAGCCGAGCAGCAUUAAGCGCACAAACAGGAAGGCAUUUAGACGCAGGAAAAUUGGCCAGAGAGACCCCAAGGAAAGAAGGAAGCUGCAGACAGUCCUGCAAAGCCCCGGCAAGCCAUACGAUCCCACAGGCUUUCGGCAGCUGCUGUGUCCAGAUCCCCUCUGUAAUGUAUGUAACACAGCAAGCACUCAGGUCAGCCACCUGCUCUCUCAGGCUCCCCUGGAAGAAGGUGCUGCCUUGGCUCCACCCUCUUCCCCUCCUGCCAACCGACCAGGACAGCCAGGUCCAGAAGCUCCUCCUCACGCUUCCCUCUCCAUCCUCUCGCAGAACCAAAUCCCUCCUUUGGAUGGCGUAUCUUCUCCCAUACCACUCAGCACCUCUCUGUCACCACCAGCCACUGCUCCCUUAAACCCUGCAGUGGCCCAUACCCCACGCAGAACACUUACCUCUUUUCCACUUCUACUUCCGAAUGCCACUCAGGAAGCACAGUUAGCUCUCCAAGCAGAAGUUCCCCAGUCUCCUGUGGAGGGCCCUAGGGAGCUGUCCCCCAAUGUCUCAACAACCCAAGGCACUGUCUAUGAGCCAGCAUCCUCCCAGCCACGGUUCCGUGCUAAAGACCAGUCCCUGACAAACUUGGCACGUGUUAUUCACCAGCAGCCUCCAGACUCCUACACUUCUCGAGGCUCACACCAGAGACUCUCAAAGGCCUACGCUGUGGAGCCUUUGUCUCCCAGCCCCAAUGUCUUAGCACUCUUCAAGAAGCAAGAGAAAGGGGAUGCUGAUGCCACUGUACAUAAACUUAAAAAGGAGAAAACAGUAUCCUUUUUAAUACCAUCAAACACUUCCGGGGAAAUCUCAGCAUCAACUGCUGGUCCAGAGAACUUGGAAGUCUCCCACCUCUCGAGUAAUGAAAAGGGCAAGCCAGAAGGCCCUCACCUACACCCGCAGCCUUCUCAUCUGAAGAACUCUGAAGACCAGUCAGAGAUGAAGGACAUCCAGCUCUUCUGGGGUCUCCCGUCUCUACACAGUGAGUCUCUGAAACAUGAAGCUCUCAUUUCAGGAGACAGUUACCCAGAAAGGGACUAUUUCAACAAAAUGGCUAAGGCCUCCACAGGCAGUGAUUCUUCCAACCUUACUUCCCCCAUACCUCUGCCCUUGCCUGAGAGGGACCAACAAGGGCAGAUCACACCUCAGUCUCAGACCAAGCUUGACUCCCUUGCCAACUCAAAGGCCCAGACUCAAUCCCUCAUCCUAUUGGUGCCGCCUUCUCCUCAGUCUCAGCUUAGGGAGUGUGGGGUGCGUGUUCACAAUCUAAAGGCUGAAGCACAGCCUCUCACCGCAUCUGAAAUUCAACAGCUGGAAUACAACCUAUUACAAAAAGCACUGCAAAGUUUCUUGGGUUUACCCACUCUAACCCAAAGAUUCCAAGAAGGCUUCUGUGCCCCACCUCCUCACAUCUCCUCGACCAGAAAUUCAUCCAGGGUCCAUGCUCCCAAGACAAUCACUCCUGGAGACUUCCCUCUCAGUCAUAAACUUGAGAGGAAACUAGAACACCAUCUUCGAAAGAGACUCAUCCAACGCCGCUGGGGCUUGCCCCAAAGGAUCUAUGAGUCCCUGUCAUUCAUGAGUCCUCACUCAGAAAUUUCUGAGGUUCCCAAGCCAAGGGGCACCCGUGGACUCUCGUGGCUCUCUCUCUAUAAGUUCAAUGCCAACAGAAACUUAUCAAGCCCUGGGGUGAGCCAAUCAGGAAGCUUCCAUAAAAAGCCCUUAGAGAUUCACCCUCCCAAGGAGAAAGACAUCAACAUUUAGAGACGAGAGCAUGUACAGGGUAACUCCCAUGGGGCUACAAAGAGCAGUGGACAUUGUAAUUCUGAGACAGACCCAGGACUUCAGCCAGGGAAUGUCUGGAAAAAGUUCAAAGGCUCCCUGGGUCAA
Messenger RNA from Mastomys coucha (southern multimammate mouse), 2019 nucleotides. RefSeq names its product spermatogenesis-associated protein 31D3-like. The coding region runs from base 1 to 1893 and encodes 630 amino acids. The transcript has 5 exons. NCBI's taxonomy places the organism in Eukaryota, Metazoa, Chordata, Mammalia, Rodentia, Muridae. The record is from RefSeq and is a predicted model, not a curated record.